Meriones unguiculatus (Mongolian gerbil) is the source of this 1858-nucleotide messenger RNA. It is a transcript of the gene Tmem156, whose product is annotated as transmembrane protein 156. The record is from RefSeq and is a predicted model, not a curated record. NCBI's taxonomy places the organism in Eukaryota, Metazoa, Chordata, Mammalia, Rodentia, Muridae. Bases 67 to 1083 code for a protein of 338 amino acids. The transcript is spliced from 7 exons.
GAGAUAGAACAGGAAGCGACGCUGGAUCAAGCUGCCAGAGGGAAACACGUUGUGUCAUGAGUAGACAUGACAGAAACAGCUUUCUUUAAGUUAUUUGUAGCAAUAGUGAUCACAUCCAUUUUAGUACUGCCAGAAUUUUUCAAGACACCAAAAGAAAGAACACGAGAGCUCUCCUGUCUGGAAGUGUGUUUACUACCUAAUUUCACCUAUCCACUUUCCUCCUUCAAUUUUUCUUCUGUGGCUCUUCUACAACCAGCAGAGGAAACACAGACUGUUAUGGGAAUCUUUCCAAAUCACUCCAGUUUCCAAAGCUUCACUGAGAUUUGCCAAGGCAUCACAAGUGGAUUUCCGAUGUGCUCCUUGUGUUUGGUUUGUGAAUCCAAAGAAGACGUGGAUUUAAUUUCUCAGGAACAAACAUCAGAAGGUCUUAUCAUGAGGGGAUCGAUGGAAGUGAAGGCAAAGGACUUUUACUUGCCUUGUCAGCAUUUUAAUGUCACUGUCGCUCUAACAGUCGAUCCUACGAAGGACCACAACACUACUUGUACCCCUGAAACCCAUCCGGAAAAAGCCACAGCUGUAGAAGCAGCGCCAGCCAGGGAAGAGGCUCUAAACCACACUUGUAGGAUUGUGAGAAACAUGGACAAUUGCACACACAUUUCCUUGCUCCUAGAAAUGGAUGUAAAAUCUAUCACUUGUUCCAUGAAGAUCACUUGGUACAUUUUGGUGCUGUUAGUUUUUGUGCUUGGUAUCACCCUUCUGGUCCACAGAGUGCUUCAAGACCACAGGAGGGUGCAGAGGCGGCAGAGUCGUAAAUACAAAUCCGCAUCCGUUCUCUUAAGAGGGAGUGACUCUGUGAAGCUGAGCGCUGUGGACGGCCGGGUUGUUCCAGAGUCCACUCGAGGGCUGCCCUUAACCCGGGUCAUGGACAUGCUCCCCCCAAUCCCAGAACUUGAGGCCACUUCUGCAGUGCCCCAGCAAGAUCAAUAUACACGCUUCGAAAAGGGCCUGCUUCAAAGAAGCAAAAAAGGCAACGUUUGGAUGCGAUACAUGGAGGGCUGUACUCCUGCUCUUAAGACUCAAUGAGCCUUUCAUUCUUUGAGCCUGCCAAUUUCAGACCAUUUGAUGCGCAUUCCCGCUCGGGACUGAUGCACUGACUGGACCACCUGGCGCCUCGUGGCAGACUCGCGCAGAGGACCAGCCGGGCGGCCCCUGGUGCUCCUCAGCGAACGAGCGCGUUAUUUUGAGCACAGCUUCUUGGGGCAACCGCGAGUCUUCGCUCUCCGUUCUUUGCCAGGCACCAUGUGGUUUUAGAGAUGCUUGGGAUACCUGCCGGGAUGUUCAAUACUGUCGUCUCGGCUGCAUUUUAAAAUCGGCGAGACACACCUUUGGACGGGCCCGUGGCCGUGUUUCUGGGGAGGGCUAACAGAAGGACGCCAGUAGUGGCUGGGAGUAAAAGGAGAGGAAGGAGAGGGCCCACCGAGAGCCUGCGUUCCCGCUUUUCCUGUGCAGCCACGAUGUUAGACCCCAGUGCGUAGGGCCAAACGACCAUGGGCAGGACCCUCUGAAAGAGCGAGCCCAGAUAAGACCUUCCUACUUUAAGUUGUUUCUGUCAUGUUUUUGCUCUUAGCGAUGGAAGUCUGACUCAUUCAUAGUAUCUUUAUCCAAUCAGUCUGGCCUUGCUGUGACCUCUGGGACUGCAGAAUAGACCAAGACUGCUUGGUAACCAAUGAAAGCAUCAUCAAGCUGGUCAACAGGAUAGGCUGUGAAUAUGAGUUUUAUUAUAGUGUUGGAUAUUUCUUCUUUGACAAUAAAGUGAGAACGUACUUCUGAGCCUUCAACAGUUACUGAAGUACGUUAA